CUGCGCGUAUCCAGCUACAGACGCUCCUCACGCACAUCGUCACCGUCGCAACAAUCGUGCUCUGGCUGGGUAACACUUGGCCCGACAGACAAGUGACACGCUCAAAUUCCUCACGUCACAGCAAAGCGCGAGAGCUGUUGGUGCAUCUCGACCUAGGCGGGCUACUUGGGCUGAGCCGGUGUCUGGGCUCGAUACUUCGUCAAGACUUCGAAGCUGGCACGCCGACAAGGACGGAAUCACGCCAAGCAUCGCACACACAUCUCGCACCCGGAAGAUUGUGGCACAAAAGUCCCGUAUGGACUCACGGCCACCAGGUUCGGUGUCAUUGUACACAGCCACGGCAGUAAGGCCGCUAGGUCAUGCGACCUACCAUGCCGAGCUGGUGCAGAGCUUCAGCAACGGGACUGUGCCUAACGGCGGAUACGUGGCGUCAUGCCUGAUGAGCGCGGCCGCUGCCCAUCUCAAAGCCCGCGGCCAGGCAGACAUCAUCACCGCUCACUUUGAGUUCACCAGCCGCACAGAGGUCGGCCCGGCUGUCAUCGUGGUGGAGGAGGUCAAGCUGGGCCGGCGGCUCUCGACCUUGCACGUCGCUUUGUAUCAGGGCAGCCUGCAGCCGGACCAGGCACCGCAUCUUACGUUACCACCAUCAGCAGGGGCAGCAAUCUCGGGCAAACCUCCCCCGUCGAGGAGACAGGUAGUGGCGUACUUCAACUGCGGCAGCCUCGAAAUCGAAAGGGGCAUCACGCUGCCCACGGGGUACGACUUUGCCGACACGACGAGGGUGCCCAAACCACAGAGACCCGAUCUCGCGGCCCUGUCGCGGGACCAGGACCGCACCUGGGCCCGCAUGCGGAUCCCGGACAAGCUGGGCGGGCUGGAGCGGCGGGCCCUGCACAACAUGGAGUACUACUUCCCCCGCGCGGGCCAGCUCAGGAAGAGUGUCAUUGACGUCUGGCUGCGCCUCGCCGAGCCGGGUUCGCGAUUCAACAAUGUCUCCCUGGGGUAUGUCGCGGAUUCGUGGCCGUAUGUGGUCGAGGCCUACCGCGGGUCGGGCACGACGAAGAGCACGGCAACCACCACGACGCGAUAUGCUGAGGAGGAUGAGAUCCGUGAGGACGACAUCUUCUGGUUUCCGACCGUGGUUAUGAAUCUGGACGUCAAGAAGUCGUUGGCAGGGCGCGGCGGCGUCGAGUGGCUUUCCAUGCGUGUCGAGGCCAAGCAGAUCAGGAACGGCCGGUUGGAUAUGGAGGUUGUGCUGCUCGACGAGGCGGGCGGCUUGGUGGCGAUAUGUCACCAUGUCAACCUGAUUGUGGGAGGAGAGCGCAAUCUGAAGAGAAGGACAAAGCUGUGACCUGAGAGGACAGAUACGGGAAAGACUGACCUGUUCCGCAUCGUGCUGUCUGUUCCCAUGGCCGUGGGCCGAGGUCAUUGACUCGGUACCCGUCUUGAUCUAUCCGGACUCGCCCGACCUCAUGUUCCUGAAGAGCCAUGGCAUGCCCGAGCACGACAUCGACUUUCUGCUGCGGGAGAGUGUUCACCCGAUAUCCUGCGGAGAGACCCCCUC
Messenger RNA from Microdochium trichocladiopsis, 1564 nucleotides. Its product is annotated as thioesterase-like superfamily-domain-containing protein. NCBI's taxonomy places the organism in Eukaryota, Fungi, Ascomycota, Sordariomycetes, Xylariales, Microdochiaceae. The transcript is spliced from 2 exons. The record is from RefSeq and is a predicted model, not a curated record. Bases 296 to 1351 code for a protein of 351 amino acids.